Molecule: messenger RNA, 2332 nt
Organism: Capsicum annuum
Lineage: Eukaryota; Viridiplantae; Streptophyta; Magnoliopsida; Solanales; Solanaceae
Product: scarecrow-like protein 13
Exons: 2
Coding region: 394-1992 (532 amino acids)
Biological process (GO): regulation of DNA-templated transcription
Cellular component (GO): nucleus
Molecular function (GO): DNA-binding transcription factor activity; sequence-specific DNA binding
Source: RefSeq, a predicted model, not a curated record
UAUUGUAUGUAAGUGGCAUUUGAGGUAGUUAUUUCUAAGAAUAAUGGCAUUUUAUUUGUCUAAUUUUCAAAUAUUUUGACUAUAUAAAGGUAUUAAUAUGGAGUAACCAAACACUCCAUUCAUUGUUUUCAACAUUCAACAAAAUACAUAGCAAAAAAUCUGAAUUCAUUACAAUUUUCAAGAUUCUGUUAGUUAUCAUCGGAGUAGCAAAUCCUUCUCUAGUUCAUCGGAGUUGACAUUGUCACAUGAUGUUGCAGCUCCUUGAGAUGUUGUGAUCACUUUAGUCGAGAGAGACUUGUUGAUCUCAUUGUGCUUCCAUCACUGAGUGUGUGGUUUAUAGCUUUUGUCUGAAACGUUGUUUGAAAUCACUCUACCUCUUCUUAGUCGUUCCAGAUGCAAGCAUCCGAGAGACCCCAUAUGUGUGGCAGCGUCCACGCAUUGUACAAUCAGCCAAUGCAGCAAUGCGCCCCUUACCGUGUUUUUAAGAACAACUGCAAAGAUAGUCACGGCUCACGGACGCAGCUUUCUUUUCAGGCGCAGAACGAACAAUUCUUCACUCUGGAUUCGUCACCGGCUACUGACUAUAUCGUCUAUGAUUCACCUCCUGCCUUGAGCAUCUCAUCCAAUAGGAGUCCCUUCUCUCCGCAAUGUUCGCAGUCAUACAUGUCUGAUAACGCCUGCGGUUCACCUUUGAGUCGGUAUUCAGGAGUUGAUGAUGGUGACCUGAGACACGUGCUGCGGGAGCUUGAGAAUAAGUUACUGGGGCCUGAAUCCGAUACUGACAACAGCAGCAGUUGGUCUUUCAAUGAUGUGGUUAUAAAACCGUCUUCCUUGACAAGGUGGAACCGAGUGUUGGACUUGGCCCCGAGCUUGAACUUGAAAGAGUUGCUCGAUGCUUGUUCUGAAGCAGUGUCAGAUGCUGAUAUAUCAACUGCUGAAGUUCUUAUGGACGUUUUAGAGCAACGGGUGUCUGUCUCCGGGGAACCUAUGGAACGGUUGGGUGCAUACGUGUUGGAAGGGCUUAGAGCACGACUACUAUCGACAGGAAGCAUCAUAUACAAAAAAUUGAAGUGCGAAGAACCAACUGGCUCGGAAUUAUUGUCUUACAUGCAAGUCAUCUAUAACAUGUGCCCGUACUAUAAAUUCGCUUAUAUGUCUGCCAAUGUCGUCAUCAGGGAAGCGAUGAUGAAUGAAAACAGAAUCCACAUCAUUGAUUUUCAGAUUGCACAGGGAAGUCAGUGGAUAUUCCUCCUCCACGAUCUUGCUCAUCGGCCUGGUGGACCCCCAUUUGUUCGUAUCACAGGUGUUGAUGAUUCCGAAUCAGCUUAUGCACGCGGUGGAGGACUUCAGAUAGUGGGCGAAAGGCUAGCAGAAGUUGCCAAAUCAUGUGGAGUUCCUUUCGAAUUCCAUGGUGCUGCAUUAUCAGGCUGCGAGGUCCAACUUUCGAACCUUCAAGUUAGGUACGGAGAAGUGCUGGCGGUAAACUUCCCUUAUAUGUUGCACCACAUGCCAGACGAGAGUGUAAGCACUAUCAAUCAUCGAGACCGCCUAUUAAGACUAGUUAAAAGUCUGUCUCCCAAAAUUGUGACAUUGGUUGAACAAGAAUCGAACACCAACACUGCCCCUUUCCUUCCAAGAUUCCGCGAAACUCUUGAUUACUAUACAGCAAUGUUCGAGUCAAUUGAUGCAGCUCGCCCUAGGGACAACAAGGAGCGGAUCAGUGCAGAAGAGCACUGUGUGGCACGAGACGUUGUCAACAUAAUAGCAUGUGAAGGGGCUGACAGAGUGGAAAGGCAUGAACUCUUCGGAAAAUGGCGGUUGAGACUUAUGAUGGCUGGAUUUACACAAUGCCAGUUGAGCCCAUCGGUUGGUGAGACCAUCAACGACAUGUUGAAGGAGUACAGCCCACAUUAUCGAUAUGCAGAAAGCGAAGGAGCACUCUAUCUCGGAUGGAAAAAUAGAGCUUUAGCUACUUCUUCUGCCUGGAGAUGACAUUUGUACAUGCCAUAUGAUCUCGAUAUUCUGUCUUUCGUUGAAAACUAGAAGCGCGAGUAUACAGCGCUCGAGCGUAUGAAAUACUAGGUCUGUACAUGCCAGCAUAGGGAGGAGGAAUAUGGUGUUUUUGAAAUAGACUCCAUGUCUCCACACUUGGUUAUUGUCAUUUUCUCCAAAGUUUAUAGGCUUUUUUCAACUAGGAUCUUGAGUACUUUGCUAGGGCAGCCCGGUGCAUUAAAGCUCCCGCUAUGCGCAGGAUCCGGGGAAAUCCAGUACUUUGCUAAUGUACAUGAAAUCCAGUUUCAGCCUUCUAAUUGAGCACAAAGCUUCCUGUUUA